Messenger RNA from Papilio polytes (common Mormon), 4531 nucleotides. RefSeq names its product structural maintenance of chromosomes protein 3 (gene SMC3). Gene Ontology annotation, biological process: mitotic sister chromatid cohesion. The coding region runs from base 105 to 3716 and encodes 1203 amino acids. Gene Ontology annotation, cellular component: chromosome. The transcript has 23 exons. The record is from RefSeq and is a predicted model, not a curated record. Gene Ontology annotation, molecular function: double-stranded DNA binding; cohesin loader activity; ATP hydrolysis activity. Lineage: Eukaryota; Metazoa; Arthropoda; Insecta; Lepidoptera; Papilionidae.
CUGAAAAAAAAUCAGCAAUAUAAUUUUAUAAGAGAAAGCUAUUGAUUCAAUGUUUUUUAAAAUUAACAGCCUAUUAAUAAAUUAAUGAUUCGUCAUUUGUAACCAUGCACAUUAAGCAGGUUAUUAUACAAGGAUUCAAGAGUUACCGGGAACAAAUUGUUGUUGAACCCUUUGAUAAAAGACAUAAUGUGGUUGUAGGGAGAAAUGGAUCCGGAAAGAGUAACUUCUUUCAUGCCAUACAGUUUGUGCUCAGCGAUGAGUUCUCACACCUCAGACCGGAGCAGCGACUGGCAUUGCUGCAUGAAGGCACAGGGCCAAGGGUUAUAUCAGCCUUUGUUGAAAUCAUAUUUGAUAACUCUGAUCACAGAAUACCGAUUGAAAAAGAUGAAAUAUUCUUAAGAAGAGUGAUUGGAUCAAAGAAAGAUCAAUUCUUUCUAAACAAAAAAGUUGUACCUAGAUCAGAGGUUCUAAACCUUCUAGAAAGUGCUGGAUUAUCCAAUUCUAAUCCAUAUUAUAUUGUUAAACAAGGAAAGAUCAACCAAAUGGCAAUCGCUCCAGAUUCCCACAGACUGAAGUUACUUAGAGAAGUGGCUGGUACAAGAGUGUAUGAUGAGCGCAGAGAGGAAUCUGUUACUAUUCUUAAAGAAACUGUUGGAAAGGUGGAAAAAAUAAAUGAGUUUCUACAGACUAUAGAAGAACGUUUAAAGACUCUUGAAGAGGAGAAGGAAGAGCUGAAGGAGUAUCAGAAAUGGGACCGAGCUCGCCGAGUGCUAGAAUUCAUCAUACAUGAUACCGAGCAUAGAGAGAACAAGCGGAAACUAGAAGAGUUGGAGAAGAUGCGUUCCAAUAGUGGCAAAGAGCAGCAGCAUUAUGCAGACUUGGUGAGAGAAGCCCAGGACCAUGUGAGAGAGGCCAACAGAAAACUAAAAGAAGCUCGCAAGGAUGUGGCAGCUGCUAGAGAGGAAAAGGACAUCCUGUCUACGGAGCAGCAGCAGCUGCUGCGGGAGAAGACCAAGCUAGAGCUCGGAAUCAAAGACCUCACUGAUGAUGUGGAUGGAGAUAAUAAAUCAAAAGAAAGAGCUGAAGCAGAGUUGGAGAGACUGAGACAGCAGAUAGCGGAGAAGGAGAGAGAGUUGGAGGAGUUGAAGCCGAAGUACGAGGAGAUGAAGGCGCGCGAGGAGGAGUGCACGCGCGCGCUGGCUCUCAACCAGCAGAAGAGACAGGAGCUGUACGCCAAGCAGGGGAGGGGAACUCAGUUCACCUCCAAACAGGAUAGGGACAGAUGGAUCGAGAAGGAAUUGAAGUCAUUAAACAAGCAAAUUAAAGACAAGAAAGACCAUGAGAAUAAACUUAAAGAAGACUUACGCCGCGACGCGUCGAAGCUGACAGAGUUACAGAAGAGAAUAGAAGAGACGACGAAGGAGAUGGAGAGGCAGCGCGUGGCCAUCGACGAGCACAACAAGCAGUACUACGAGUGCAAGAAGAGAAAAGACCAGGAGCAGAGUACUAGGAAUGAACUUUGGCGUAAAGAAACAACAUUGACACAAAACUUGUCGUCAUUGAAAGAUGAUUUGGCGAAAGCGGACCAGGCGCUGCGCUCUAUGGCUGGAAAGCCUAUUUUGAACGGACGAGACAGUGUCCGUAAAGUGUUAGAGACAUUCCAAGAGCGCGGCGGCGAGUGGGCUAAGAUCGCCACACAGUACUACGGACCUGUUAUUGAAAACUUUACUUGUGAGAAAACUAUUUAUACUGCAGUUGAGGUGACAGCGGGCAACAGGCUGUUCCACCACAUCGUGGAGUCAGACACGGUGGGCACCAAGAUCCUGAAGGAGAUGAACCGGCAGAGCCUGCCCGGGGAGGUCACCUUCAUGCCGCUCAACCGUCUGCAAGUGCGCGACAUGAUCUACCCUAAUGACAACAACGCGAUCGCAAUGGUACAGAAGUUAAAGUACGAUCCGAAGUACGCGAAAGCUAUGAAGUACAUAUUCGGGAAGACGCUCAUCUGCAGGAACCUGGAGUGCGCCACAGAACUCGGCAAGCAGUUCCACCUCGACUGCGUCACGCUGGAGGGGGACCAGGUAUCAUCGAAAGGUUCCCUAACGGGAGGCUACUUCAACCAGUCGCGGUCUCGUCUGGAGAUGCAGAAGACGAGGUCGGAGCUGAUGGAGCAGAUAGGCAGCCUGGAGCGGGAGCUAAGCGCCCUAAGGCAGGAGCUGAGCAGCACGGAGACCAGCAUCAAUACCAUAGUGUCAGAGAUGCAGAGGACGGAGACCAAGCAGGGGAAAGCAAAGGACAUCUUCGACAAGGUGAAGGCGGACAUCCGGCUGAUGAAGGAGGAGCUGGCGUCCAUCGAGAGGUUCCGCGGGCCCAAGGAGCGCUCGCUGGCGCAGUGCCGCUCCAGCCUGGAGGCCAUGCAGGCCACCAAGGAGGGGCUGGAGUCCGAGCUGCACCAGGAGUUGAUGGAGCAGCUGUCGACGGCGGACCAGGGCAAGGUGGACGAGCUGAACGACGCCAUCCGCCGCCUCACGCAGGAGAACAAGGAGGCCUUCAGCCAGCGCAUGAACCUCGAGGCCAACAAGAACAAGCUGGAGAACCUGCUCACCAACAACCUCAUCAGACGUAAGGACGAGCUGGUGCAAGCUCUCCAGGAGAUAUCAGUGGAAGACAGGAAGCGGCGGCUGGCGAACAGCAAGUCGGACCUGACUGCAGCAGAGAAGAGAAUAAGACAGAUCAACAAGGAGAUGGAGGAGGUGGAGCGCAAGGUGCAGGCCGCGGUCAAGAACGAGAAAGCACUCAAAUUGGAAUUAGAUAAAUGGAGGAAUAAAGAGAAAGAGGCUCAAGACAAGAUGGAGGAGGACGCUAAAGGUCUGGAGAAGAUGGCCUCCAAGGAGGUGCUGCUGCAGGAGAAGAUCCAGGAGUCGCUGGACAAGAUCGCGGCGCUUGGAACACUGUCCAACGCGCCGGAGCUGCACGCCAAGUACCAGAAGAUGUCGCUCAAGCAGUUGUUCAAAGAGCUGGAGAAAGCGAACCAACAUCUGAAGAAGUACAACCACGUGAACAAGAAGGCCCUCGACCAGUUCAUCAGCUUCUCCGAGCAGAAGGAGAAGUUGUACAAGAGGAAGGAGGAACUGGAUAUAGGUGGUGAGAAGAUCCGCGAGCUGAUCGAGACGCUGGAGCACCGCAAGCUGGAGGCGAUCCAGUUCACCUUCAAGCAGGUCAGCAAGAACUUCACGGAGGUGUUCAAGAAGCUGGUGCCGCACGGCCGCGGCGCGCUCAUCAUGCGCGUCGCCGCUGAUGACGUCAGCGACGCCCUUGCCGAGCGUGCGAACGCGGACCAGUUCACGGGGGUGGGUAUCAAGGUGUCGUUCACUGGCGGCGAGGGCGACAUGCGCGAGAUGAACCAGCUCUCCGGCGGACAGAAGUCGCUGGUGGCGCUCGCUCUCAUCUUCGCCAUACAGAAGUGCGACCCCGCGCCCUUCUAUCUCUUCGAUGAAAUCGAUCAGGCAUUAGACGCACAGCACCGUAAAGCGAUAGCGAACAUGAUCCACGAGCUGUCAGUAUCAGCGCAGUUCAUCACGACCACGUUCCGGCCCGAGCUGCUCGAACACGCGCACAAGUUCUACGGCGUCAAGUUCCGCAACAAGGUGUCUCACGUAGAGUGCGUCUCGCAGGACGAAGCGCGGGACUUCGUAGAGGACAGCGCUACGCACGCGUAGGUUACGGACGAUUCGGAGACAAUUUGUUGAACAUAUUAAGAUUUGGAGCCAUUUUGUUGAACAGUUUAAGAUUUGGAGACAUUUUGGUUGAACAGUUUAAGAUUUGGAGACAUUUUAGUUGAACAGUUUAAGAUUUGGAUACAAUUUGUUGAACAGUUUAAGAUUUGGAGACACUUUGUUGAACAAUUUAGGAUUUGAUGACACUUUGUUGAACAAUUUAGGAUUUGAUGACACUUUGUUGAACAAUUUAGGAUUUGAUGAAACUUUGUUGACCAGUUUAAGAUUUGGAAACAUUUUGUUGGAAAACACCAAAAUGUGUUAGAGACAACAGUGUCUCUGAAUUUAUCCAACGAAUUGAACGAUUCAGAUACACUUUCAUGUCUUAUGACUUAGAGACAAGAACUUAAUUUUGACGUUAAUAUAUUUUUCUAUCCAAUUUGACUAACUCCAACAACAUCAAGUCUCAAGCGAACUCCAACUCUAAGAAUUUUAUGUUGAUUUUAGAUUAUAAAUAAAUUAAUUUAAAUAUUGUUAAGUCUGAAAGCGAACUGGAAUCGCCGAAUAUGCGACUUGACAUUGUAUAAUAAUAUAGUCCGUAUGACAUUACACUAAUUCUAGUAAAAUUCACUUUGAAUUUGUUGACAUUUAAAAUUAUAAUAGUCCUCAAUGUCACCUAAAAGGCUUCUAUAUCAAAUUUAUCACCGUCGGUUUCCACUGUUGUAAAACGUGUUUAAAAACAUAUCAUUUUCGUUUAUGAGGAUGACCAAUUUUUUUUAUUUUAAGGAUAUGUUGCCUGGAUUUAGUUCAUUCCGGGC